Molecule: messenger RNA, 2588 nt
Organism: Solanum dulcamara
Lineage: Eukaryota; Viridiplantae; Streptophyta; Magnoliopsida; Solanales; Solanaceae
Product: pentatricopeptide repeat-containing protein At2g36730-like
Exons: 2
Coding region: 92-1435 (447 amino acids)
Biological process (GO): RNA modification
Molecular function (GO): RNA binding; protein binding
Source: RefSeq, a predicted model, not a curated record
AUCCGCCAUUAUUGCCUUUUCCUUCCCUUCGUUUCCACACUAGACUGCCCUAGAUAAAAAGUUUUUGCAAUAAUAACUAGAAUGCUUGGAAAUGAUUUCCCACCAAAUUGAGGCACUUUUCCAACGUUCUAAAACAACCAUCCAUCUUCUCCAACUUCAUUCUCUAAUCAUCAAAACAGCCCUUCAUCACGACGAGUAUCGUUUCUCCCAGUUCAUAUCAUUCUCUUCUUCAAUAUCACUCCAAUUCACCCGUACGAUUUUUCAUAAUUCUCCCAUUAUUCCAUCAAUCUUCGCAUGGAACACGAUGAUGAGAGCAUAUUCCGUAAGCUCCUCUGAAGUAGAGUCUCUAAAGCUCUUUAACCAGUUUCGAGAAAUUGGAUUAAAACCAGAUAAAUUCACGUUCCCUGUUGUGCUAAAGGUUUGUGGGCAUUGUUUGAUGAUUGGAACUGGUGGGUCGUUGCAUUCAAUGGCUGUCAAGUCAGGUUUCGGAUCAGAUUUACAUGUGAACAAUACCCUUUUGAGAAUGUAUGCUGGAUUUGGUGCCAUCAGCUUUGCAAGACUAGUGUUUGAUGAAAUGCUUGAGAGGGAUAUAGUUUCUUGGAGUUCUAUGAUGGCUGCUUACGUUCAUUGUAACUUGCCUUCAGAUGCUCUGCUCCUGCUCCAAUACAUGAAGGUAGCAAAUGAAAAACCGAAUUAUGUCACUUUGGUUAGCUUGCUGGGGGCAUGUACUCGUAUCCUGAAUAUCAGAUUAGGUAAAUGUAUUCACUCACACAUUGUUACCAGUGGUAUUGAACUACAUGUUGAAUUGGAAACAGCCCUCCUGGACAUGUAUGCAAAAUGUGGCCAUAUACAGCAGGCUUUCCGCAUAUUCAAUUCAAUGGGUGAUAAAAAUCUGCAGACCUGGACCAUCAUGAUUUCUGGUCUUGCUGAUCAUGGUCAUGGAGAAGAAGCUGUGUCCUUGUUUGCCAGAAUGGAAGAAUCUGGCUUUAGGCCGGACAGCUUAUCAUUUUCUGCAAUCUUAUGUGCUUGUAGUCAUAUUGGCCUUGUUGAUGCGGGUCGUGAAUAUUUUGAAAAAAUGGUAAGUAUUUAUAACAUCAGGCCAACUAUGGAACAUUACGGAUGCAUGGUGGACAUGUUUGGACGUGCUGGAGAGUUAGAAGAAGCUUAUGAUAUUAUAAGGAGCAUGCCUAUAGGGCCUAAUUCUGUGAUAUUGAGAAGUUUCAUUAGUGCUUGUAAGCAUCAUGGUCGUAUUCCUUGCACAGAAGAAAACAUAAGAGAUAUUCUCCUCAAAAUAGAGCCUGAUCUUGGAUCAAACUAUGUACUUGCAUCCAGUUUGUCUUAUCUUUCUGGUUAUUGCAGUGAUGCGAACAGCCUAAGAUCGGUUAUGAAAGCGAAAGGGAUAAAGAAAUUUCCUGGCAGCAGUUGGGUGCAGUAGCUUGGUAGUUCUGCAGAAGAAAGUAAUUGAAGGAUCUGGCAGUAAUGUUUCUGUUUAUGCCAAUAGAAGAGCAAUUCAGAUCACAGGAAUGAAGCCACUGUUACAUUCCAAAGACAAGAAAGAGCACUAUCAAUGGUGGAGGAAAAUGAAUUCCUUCUGUUUGGGUAAUGCCACCAGGCUGAGGUGCAAGUUUAGGGGAGCUGUUGCUUUGACCAUUGGAAUAGGGUCAUACUGAAAUUCUCUAACAUUCGCAUAAUAUGAAAUCACUUGAAAAAUGAAGAUUACAUUGAGCAGUGAUUUUGAUCUUAUCUCUUGGGAUAUGACAUUUGAGAGGAACUCCACAAAUUGGUACACUUCUGGAAGAGGAAAAGUCGUGCUCUGUGUACUCUGUAUCUGUCAAUACUCCAUGCCCUUCACAUUCUAUGAUUUUGGUAUGAUUAAGCUUUUCUUAGAACACUUAAAGUGAGGUAAUCUUUGGAUAUUUAUCACAAUGGAAGAGAACCGCUUGACUGAAAUCCAUAUUCAGUAUUCAAUUAAUGUUCUUCUUGUCUCAUCUGCUUAGACUUAAGGAUCCAUUCAUUUGUAUAAUGCUGUUAGUGACAAUGUCAGAUGAACCUAUCUCAGUGGAAACCUCUUCGCUGUGUAUUAGAUCACUUGGAUAUGAAAAAGAGCUUCCUAUUCAUGGUUCAAGAACAAUAUGCAGUUCUGGAUGCUAAUGUAUUUCAUCUGAGAUUAUUCAGCACUUAAAAUUAUUGGAAGCAGCUGGCCUGCGAUCUCAAGCUGGUCCUGUCUUGUUCUCAAUCAUUUGAAGACUUUUCCUCUUUCGAAUGGUGAUGAUCCUUAUAUGAGGUGAGACAUGCAAAGUUAUUUAUGCAUGUUAGAAGGGUUGAGCUAGAUGGGACGUGGAGAAACUGAUCUAUCAACAUGGAGAACCUGACAUCUGAUGCAGCGGCGUGAAGAAAUUGGAGAAUCGCUACAAGGUAACUCUAUAUGUUAGAAUGGAGUUCUAUCCAGAAGUAAAAACAAUCAGCAAAUUUCUGACCAAACAUUAUCAUUGUUUAGCAUGGCAUAAAUUCAGUUCUCCUACUAUUGAUAUGCUGUAAUAUUGUUUUUGUCCUUUGGAGGCAUGCAUGGCAUAAGUCGGAUUGAAGCA